CGCCAUCGCCAUCACUUCCCAAGCGCCCUCGUCUGCCCCGUCCGUCUUCUCUGGCCGUUUCUCUGUUCUCUCUUUAGUUGUUUCAGUUUUCGGUGUCCGUGCUGUUGUUCGUCGCCCGUUUCUGUCUAUACACAACGUUCAUUAAUUGUCAGUCACCACUUUCACUCGUUUAGUCGUUCCCGUUCGCUACUUUCCGUUUUAUUAUAUAAUAAUAUAUUAUUCGUUCACGCGUUCGUCCUACAGGUUGACUGUGAACAGAAAUCGUAUACAAUGGCAAUCAAAGGAUUAACGCUGUUGGUGGUGGCUCUUGCGUUCUGCAACUCUGCAGUUAAGGGAUCGAAUGAUUGUACUUUGCCUUGGUUAGUGGAUAACAAUCCAUUUAUCUCUAAGGUUGAAUCUUUUUCUGUCAAUAGAUGUCCUACUCCUAUUAUUGGAGAUCCAGCUAAAGAAUAUUGCUGUUAUACUACUGACGGAAAGGUUGAAUGUUGCAAUUUCCAAGAGUUUAUGCUCUUUGGAUUGAUUUGUCUUAUUCCAAUUCUUAUUGUUUUGCUGAUUCUUUCAUCAAUUCUCAGUUGCAUAUGUUGUUUAUUGUGCCCAUGUUGCGCUAUUUACAAACGUAGGCAAGCUGGCAGGGUACUUGUUCAACCGCUUUCAACCAAUUGUGUCAUUAUAGAUGGUAUACCAACUAUAAUAUCCAGUCAAGGAUCCUAUUAUGCUUCAGCUUCAACAGGAGGUUCUACACCUUUAAUACCUAACGAGUACCCUAAACAAUACUAUAAUUAGUUAAACUAUUUAACUAAUAAAAUUAAUUUAUCUAUAUUAUGUAUGAUUUUAUAGUAUGUUAAGUAUCUGAUAAAUUUACUAAAAAUAUUUUAAGUAAUUUAGAUGUUAAUGGAUUUAAAAAUAAAAAAUAUAUGUUGACAUUAAAUAAGAAUACAGUUAUUGAUUGUAAAGCUUCAAAUGCAUUUUGAAUCUAAUAUUAUGUAAAGUAUUAUUUAUUAUUACACAUAUAAUAUUAUAUUUAAAUUUAUAUUUUUGCCAAUAUGAAUAACUAUGUAUCUAAAUUUAGUUUUUUAUUAAGAUAUUUUUUUACACAAUCAAAUUAAUUGUAUUCAUUUAAAAUAAGUUUACAAAUUGCUGACAGUGAUGUAUAUUCCUUUUUAUAUAUUUAAAUUAUUUAUAUUAAAUAUAU
This is a messenger RNA of Aphis gossypii (cotton aphid), 1192 nucleotides long. RefSeq lists its product as uncharacterized. The record is from RefSeq and is a predicted model, not a curated record. The transcript is spliced from 6 exons. Lineage: Eukaryota; Metazoa; Arthropoda; Insecta; Hemiptera; Aphididae. Bases 271 to 783 code for a protein of 170 amino acids.